This is a messenger RNA of Hyla sarda, 10235 nucleotides long. It is a transcript of the gene DBP, whose product is annotated as D-box binding PAR bZIP transcription factor. Gene Ontology annotation, cellular component: nucleus. Gene Ontology annotation, biological process: regulation of transcription by RNA polymerase II. Lineage: Eukaryota; Metazoa; Chordata; Amphibia; Anura; Hylidae. Gene Ontology annotation, molecular function: RNA polymerase II cis-regulatory region sequence-specific DNA binding; DNA-binding transcription factor activity, RNA polymerase II-specific. The transcript is spliced from 4 exons. The record is from RefSeq and is a predicted model, not a curated record. Bases 886 to 1824 code for a protein of 312 amino acids.
CUGCUUUUUAUUGUGUUGGCGGCAGAAUCCUAGCUGCUCUGUGCAGGCUGAUAUUUGUCUUUGUGAGCAUGUGCCUGUAGCUUUUCUUCAAGGAGCAAGCGCACACUCACACUCACACACACACAUGCCUGCACACACACAUAUAAUCAGCUCUCUCUCCUCUAAUCAGCGUCCCAGAGAGCACAGCCAGGUGACACAUGCCCGUCCAUGUGUACCUAACCCUCAUCAGCACGCCCAGCCUCCACGCUCAUUGGCUAUAAUUGGGUCAAGUCCCUCCUGCCUGCAUGGUGAUUGGGCAAAAAUAGGUCAGGGUCCACCUGCCUCUCCCCAUGUCACUGCCACAUGACUAUCCCAGUGAAACUUGGAAAACACAAACACAUUGAGGCAGGCAGCAUUGACAAUACAGCAGAGCCACAGCUAAAAAACCGAAAUAAAUAAAUAAAUGGUGCAGAGAAAAAACGCAGCAAACUACGGAGCUGAUUGGCUGCUCGGCACAUCUUGUUACAUGGAUGUAGCUGCUGCAGACUCCUCCUUUAUUCUCACUGCUGGAGAGGAAAAGAAGAAAAUAACCAAACACUUUUCCAUUGAUCAGGAAAUGGGGGAACUCCUGUCAUCUCCCCCUUUCCAGUGCAUCCUAUGCCAGCUGCGACCCAUCCUUGCCUGCUGAACUGCUGCUGAUCUGCCUGCUAGCUCCUUGGAGACAAUAUUCUGAUUUUUCUUUUUCCUUUUCUUUUUUUUUUUUUUUUUUUUUUUUUUUUUAAUCCUUGGAAGUCCUUCUGAUUAGAAACCGUUUACUGGCAGCACAUCUGGAGCAAAAGAAGACAUUCUAUAUAGGGAAUUGGCUUUGGUGGUCACUGUAUUCUUCAGAAAGGAUCAGAAGAGGAAAUGGCACGGCCAACAGCCCAGGUGGCUGGCAAUGAGAAGAUCCAGGGCCAACAGCAGCUGCAUCCCACGCCUCCUAUAGGGGUACCAGGGGCUGGGAUGGUGAGCCUAAAGAGCUUGCUACAAGGACCCAUCAAGGGGCAAGAUCGCAGGGCAAAGGACCUAUCUAAUUGUACUGUAAAAGAUAAAGAGAGAAAACUGGAAGACGAAAUGGCUGGACCUCGUCCUUCUCAUUGUGCAUUCCUUGGAUCACUUUUAUGGGAACGCACUUUGCCAUACAAUGAAAUAGAAUAUGUUGAUCUGGAUGAGUUCUUAUUAGAAAAUGGCCUACCCUCAAGCCCAUCCCACCAGCCUUUUUCACCAGCUAACUUGACUCCACCACCAUCUAACCAGUCAGUUGUUGACCUAAGUCGACCGGCCUCUUGCGCCUCUUCUACCUCCGCUUGUUCCUCUCCUGGGCAGAGCAUGAUGGGUAGUGAAUAUGAACACCCAAAUGGCAAAGCAGGUCAAAUUACUCCUGUAUCAAGAGAAAGUCCGAGUCCUGUUGAUCCAGAGUCAGUGGAAGUAAUGAUGAACUUUGACCCAGAUCCUGCUGAUCUUGCUUUGUCCAGUGUGCCAGGGCAUGAAACAUUUGACCCUAGAAAGCAUAGAUUUUCUGAAGAAGAACUUAAACCUCAGCCAAUUAUGAAAAAAGCAAGAAAAAUCCAGGUGCCAGAUGAAAUGAAGGAUGAGAAAUAUUGGAACAGGCGGUACAAAAAUAAUGAAGCUGCCAAACGUUCACGGGAUGCUCGUCGGCUGAAGGAAAACCAGAUAACAGUCCGGGCGGCCUUUUUGGAGAAGGAGAAUGCAGUUCUGCGCCAAGAGGUAGCCAAAAUACGCCAAGAACUUUCUCGCUACCGAAACAUUCUGUCAAAAUAUGAGUCUCAGCAUGGAGCCUUGUAAAGAACUGAGAAAAUGUGUAGCUGUCCCACCAGGUUGCACGAACUAACACAACUCCACGAGAAUCUACUCCCACAAUCCCUUCUUUUCUUUCCUGAAGAAAUGCUCUUAUUCACUCAUAAAUAUCACAAGAUUUAGAGGGCAUGAGAGACACAUGGAAAGCAGGCCACUGUACAACUUUUUUAUUGCCUUGCUUUCUUUCUUCGAUUUUCAGCAUUCCAUCUUGACCUCCUUUUCUGCAGGACAAAGGUGCUAUAGUGACUAAUAAACACUAUGGGGUAUCACCAGCGAUUAGGCAAAUAGGCAAGGAAAAGGAAGCCAAAGCUGAUUCCGAACACAGGCACCAUCCAAUACACCAGCCACCACGUAAAGGCCAAUCUCCUUGUAUCUGACAAUCCUUGCACACAGCUGUCUAGUAGCAUUGUAUUUUUUAUCAUUAUUCCAUCAAAGAAAGUUUGAUGGAUAUAGCAUGGAUGAAAAACCAUUGUAUAAAAAAAAUCUGUAAAUAUGUAAAAUGAAUAUGCUAAAUGAAAAGGUAUUACAAAUAUACAAGCAGGAAAGGGGUGAACAAAUUUCUUAAAAAUCUUGCGUUAGGCCUGCAGGGAUUUCAUGUUAUAAUAUCUAACUAAAGCAAGGAUGGACAGUCCUUCAGCAUCUUAGCUAUUGCAAUCUGCAUGCUCCACCUCUAUAAGCCAGACACUGACCACUACUGUGACAAAUGACAAAUGAGCACUAUUCAUUACUUCAUUGCUAGUAAUUACUAGGCCUAAAAUAACUAAACUGUAUGCAUGAAAACAAUAAUGGUGGUAUGCCCAUCAUGAUAAUUCUCUUAAAAGCCCAAGUAUAAUAGUAAAUAGUAGAAAAGUUUUUUGAGAACUCAAUGAAUUGAUAUCGUGCCAUACAUUAUAAAGAAAUUCAUAAUACCGUUUUUACCCACUUGACUUUAAAUUUGACAUUUGAAUACUGUAAAUCCAGGUAUGAAGUUUUUUGAGAACUAAGCUAAACCUUCCAUGAAGUGAAGAACACGAAAACUCUCUUAGGACUGUGUAAGAAAAGUAUCUUCUAUGGUAAAUGCACACUAGACGGAUUUGUUGCAGAUUUCAAGAGUGGAAAUUUGCACACAGAUAACAAUUCGAGCAAAAUAGAUGUGAUCUAUACAAAGCGGAAAAUUUGUGACUCAAACUGACUUGGUGUGGAUUUUUGAAAUCUAUUGUCAAUUCAUGUUGCAGAUUUUUCUUUCCUCAUUGAAAUCAAUAAGAAAAGUUAAAUCCGUACCAAAGCCGCAGAAUUUGUACUCCAACACCUGCAACCAUUAUAAAUAUCAUGCAAAUUUGCACCAAAUUCUUGCCGAAAAUAAUCCAUCUAGUGUGUACUUAAAAAGGUUGUCCUGAAUUCAAAAAAUAUUUUCACUAGAACAAAGCUAAGCAGCAAAAUAGGACAGCUUAUAGAUGACAAUGGCGCAGUUGAUAGGAGAAAAAGCAAACCUACCCCUUUUUUCUAACUCCAGGCAACCUGUCUAUUUUUUUGGAAGUCAAUAUACUAUCUAGAAGUCCCCAAAAAACCUUUCUGUUUCACCAUUAGUCAGUGGAUUUAACACACAAUUAUUCUAGGUAAACAUACUUCAUGGCUUUAUUCAAAUACAAUGCCUUUGUCACAAUUUUUGCUUUUUUUUGUUGUGUUUUUUAAUUAAUGAAAAUAUUUAGCAAAAAUCUUAGUGAAAAGCAUAAGCGAAUACAGCCUUAAUGGUUUUCAUUAAAUAUUAUAUAAAUAUUAAAUCAAAGAAGCACAAACUGAUUAUAUCAUCUUGUAGGUGAGGAGUAUUACUACAACGAUAUAAUUACUAAUGGGUUUAUCCAGUCCCAAUUGAUGAAUUAUAAAUAACUGGGUGUAAAAUGCUAAAAAUACAUAUGAGGUAUGCCAGUAUAUGGUCUGCCUUGAGCCUGAUUAUGUUUGAUAGCAUGUAUCUAUGCGCUUUAGAAAUACUGUGGCAAAUGAAUUAUUUCUCAUGUAAAUCUUGUUACCUAGAAGACCCAAUAAUAUAUAAUAUGAAAUAAUGUAUCAAUGUGGUUGAAUAACAGAUAAUUCUCCUUACUAAAUGCCCUUUUCCAUGGGCCAAUUAUUGGCUGAGUAAGCAUUUAUACAAACAUUCAUCCAGGAUUGGUCCAUGUAAGGUUGCUCUUACAUGUGACGGUAAGAGGUUGCAGCUGCCGCGUAUGUGUAAUCAUGGCAGUCAGCAGUUGGAGUUGCCGCUUUAAGCAGCAGCAAGUCUGCGUGCCGGCAGCAAUUAUUACAUGUACGCAGCAGACAUAGGUUCUUACCACAGUGAGGAAAAGCGUCCUGAGCACAUAUUUUGUGCAGCCAUUGUCACGCCCCCUCCCAUAGACUUGCAUCAAGGGGGCGGGGCUAUGAUGUCACAAGCUCCCGGCGUCGGCUCCAGCAGUCAGAACAGUUUGUUCGGAGUACCCCUUUAAUAUCUAUGAUUCAUCUUUAUAGCUUCCACAUGAUAGGGUAGGUCACUGCAAUAUUGCAAAGUGAACAGAAGGUCAUCCUCUCCUACAAGUACAGAUGUUAAGAUGGUUAACACUAUUACCAGCCAUAGAUUGGGAAAUUAGCUUUUUUUGUGUAUACAUUACUAGCAAGAAAACUACCUAACACAAAAUGUAAAGCAACAUAAGACCGGCUAAUAAGAUGUUUGGUUAUCUUACAUUUACACUGCCUAAGGAGUCCCUGUCAUUUAACAACAUCUAACAAACGGUGGGGGUCAGAACAUCCAGACAGAUCAGAAAUUUUGACAUGUCUUUGAAAAGUUUUGUAAAUGACAGAGACACUUUACGCAUUUUGCAUCUUUUGCACUUUAAAAAACACAAAAUAUAAAGUCAUUCAUAGUUAUAUCUACAACAACCACCUUCUUGAGCAUUGAGAAAUUUCAGAAAGCAUUCGUUUUACUAAGAUGUGUCCCAUGAAAUUUCCAAAAAUUUUCAGUUUCUCCUAACAGAUUAGAUGUUGCUUAUAGCACUCUGUUCCUAGAUAUCAUCCAAGAGACUUUAAAAUAGUAUGUGAUAAAUCUCUGCAAAAAUCUGUACAAUAAUGGUUGCCCUGUAGCUCCUAUACAGAGGCUACCGGGGAGCACCACAAGAGCCUGCUGCCUUGAAGUGCCGCCACAGGGGUAGAACAGCCCGCUGAUUUUGGAUUGAAGUUUUUUCUAAUGUUGGACGAAGGGCCAGCAUUUUGAAAAUUCUGACAACCUCAAUGAACCAAGUUGGUAUUAAUACGUUACUGCACGUGCAAUAUCUUAUUCCCUGCAGUUUACCUUGGCAUGGCUGUGUAUCCACAUAGUGUAAUGUAAAUGAGUGUUACAGCCAAGGCCUAAAUUUAUGGACAGAAUACAGAGGAGGGAUAUUUGUAAAACUGUGGGAUAAACCACAUGUCACUAAAUUGAAAACCAUCAUGUUAUAAACACUGUGGAUAACUGAGACUGUAUGCCCGGGUCCAAACUACACUUUACUAGACUUUGGAAAGAGUUUUUAAGGGCACUUAAGAUAUUACAAUUUUUUUUAGUCUAUCAAUUUUACCUAUGUGCUACUCAUUUAGAUGAUAUAUCAUGGGUUUAUAUAGGAGUCUGCAUUUGGCACUUUAUGUAGUUUUAUAGGCCCACACUGGUAAUUUGGCAACUCUAGUACUCUGAAGGGCUGAUUGUUGGCAGGCUGGUCUUGGCCCUGACACCCUUUUAUAAAUGGGUCUCAAAGACUUCACAUUGAACAUUUUGGUCCUGCUUUUUUAUGGUAAUCUUGUGCCCUAUUCUUUGUACUCACAAAGUGUAUCAUGAAAUUGUCCUUUUAGCUGAAGAACUUUUUAUGUCUGUUUGAGUCUGGCCUGGAUCAUGUCCUCCUUCUCCCCUUUUGAAAACCUGAAAGACAAAGAAUUCCUCUACAUGAGGGCUUGUUGUGUGUAUGGACUGUGUGUGCUUUUAUCUGUGAUUUGCACUAGUUUAUAAUGGAUACAAAAUAAUGAUUAUAGUUAUUGGUGUUUCCACUUUUCAAAUAUAAAUAGAGCAUGAUUUUUUUUUCUAAAAUAAUGUUUGCAUUUUAUAGAUACUUUCUAUAUUUACAGAAGUCUCAGAUGUACUUGUCUUUAAAUGGCAAGACAAAAAAUAUAUUUGACUCGAUUUUUUUUGUUUUUUUUGCAAGAGGCACUUUUAAAAACUAUUGUACGUGGUUGUAGGUGGAUGCACCUUAUGCACUAUUAACAGUUGUCAUAGAGAAUCACUUGGUGACAAAUAUGAAAUUAUUGAUAAGUACUUUACAAUAAGAAUUUAGCUCUGUUGUAUGUCAAUGACUUACCCUUGUGAUAACUGGAAUUACUGCAAUAACAAGCGAUAGAUUUUAUUGCACAUUUACUGUAGUCCCUACUUUUGAUACUUAUGAUAACCAAACAAUCCACAACCCUGGGUGCCUUAUUGUAUGGUACAGAUUGUAUGAUGGUCUAAAGUAACCUUUAUGUCUUCUCCCCCUAUACAGACUGCAUUUAAUAUGAUUAUAUAUAUAUAUAUAUAUAUAUAUAUAUAUAUAUAUAUAUAUAUAUGGAAAUGCAGUAAAUUGACAUGCUAUAAAGCAAGUUCUGGGAAGACAGAUGGGGGACAAUGUAGAGAUGUGAGCACCCCCCUGUGCACAAAGCUUAACUAUGUUACCAUACAAUGUGUUAAGUAAACUCUCUUUUUUUUAUUUCAAUGCAAAGCCACACAGUAGAGCAUGUAUGUUUUAAGUCUCUUUAUACAGAUGACUAAUGUAAUCUUUAUUAUCAUGCAAAUGCCUGACAGUAUCAAUGAUUAGUAUGAGGGGGACUCCUAAGUUUCACUAACUGCAACUUAAAUCAGUGCUGGGACCUGUUCCAUUUCUACAUUGGUAGGGGCCCCAGCUGCAGGGCUUCCACCAAUGUGACCCCUCUGUUGUGUAUUUUUAUUUUCAGGGGAAAGCCUAUUAGUAUAGAUAGGUAGUCUCUAGAACAAAAAAAAGACCAAGUGCUUCCUUGGAUAGUAUUUCCAAAAAGGGAAUUGACUCUGUAAGGAACCAAUCAAAGGUUCUCCCCCUUGUUAGUAAGAUCUAAAGAAAGGGCUUGAACCCCAUAAAAAAAAAAAAUAUUUUAAAGGCUAUGGACACCUUUUUGAAUUUAAAAACAUUUGUAACCUCCCCCUGCUGGUAUCUAACCAUACACUUUCAAUAACAGUCUGCCAAACAUUUAUUCAGCCAGCCGUUAUUUCUCUUGACCUCAUUGUACACAUAAACAUUUGGCAUGGCAAAACAUUUGUUUCCUCUAUGGGGAGGGGUAACAAUAGGGUCUGGAGGUAAAAAUUCAACACUUCCAGCCCUUUUUUCAACUGACAUCUGUCAGUGGAGAGUCGGGAAGCCGCUAUACAUUUUAGAAAUUUUGUCAAACUGCUGAAAUCGACAGAUUGAGGAGAGCCAAGCCUGUUGAAGUCGGCAGACCUUAGUCUAAGGUAUCUGUGCACAUUUACGAUGAGAGAUCAGGAAGUCCAUCAGACUCUGAUAGACUUUUGUGAUCUUUCUCUCAUUAGCAGCUACAUGGUAGGACAUUUCAAAUGAAGAAUAAUUACAAAGUUGCUUAAUUUUGCAUUCAGAAAACAAAUCAUCAAAAUAAAAAAAUUAAAAAUCAGUGCAAAGCUGUCCAUAGCCUUUAGAGAAUCAUUGGUGAUAAACUUCCCAUCUCGAGAAAUUGGAAAGUUCAUUAUCCUGGUUCAUUCCUUUUGAGCAUCUUGGACACUGGCUAUAUAGUUAAGAAAUUGAAAUAUUAGCAUCUGUGUAACAUAUCUUAAAACAUUUUUCUGUUCUAUUUCUCCAUUUGUUUUAUUCUGCACCAUGAAAAAAUAAAAUCUUGUGUUGCUGUAUGGAAGCUAUCAGUAAGCUAUUGUGAAUGUGUUUUUUAAUGUGUUUAUAUAUUAUUUCAAGUACAUAACUUUGUGCAGUUACAAAUGGAAUGUGAGUCUGACUGUCUUAACCUCUUAACACUCACCUCCAGGGCCAUAUUUGCCACAAAGGCCAGCGCCUAGGACAAGAGUGUUAAGGGGCAGCAACACUUGAGAGUAAAAAACAAUAGAUACUCUUGACGUAGCUGUGCAAUCACCUGAAUGGGGUUUAGGAGUUGUAAAUAUGGCGCUGCUCACUGCAUUAAGAAUAAAUAACCAGUGCAAGUAUUAAAUCCUGCUUGUUGAUGGGUUCCAGAUAGUAACAGGAGAAAUGUGUAGAAUUUGUUGUUAUAUUACACACAUACAAUUGAAUGUUUGGGCUUGUUGGAAAAUGUUGGAAAUCAUUGUGCCUCAUUUAUAAAAUCAGGUGAAAUUGAGAAGUUACCCAGAUCAAACCAAUGGAAAAAUUAGAGCCGUAAUCUCAUUGGCCACCAGUUUUUAUAGAUGAUGAAUAAUGCGUUUAUUACAUUUUUAAGUUAGUUGUUGUUAUGGGAAAUGCUUGAACCAAACUGAAAACAAAGAGGUGCAGUAUUUUAUUAAUCCACACAUUUUAACAUUUUUAAACAUCAUUUUAAAUUCUUAUUUUUAUCUCUAAUUCUUGUUCAAAACCCAUCAAAAAGUAGAAACAUGGUCACAGGGCAAUUAAUCUUAUGGUUCUAGUGGUUUAGGGUGCCUGCAUGUUAAAAUGCUAUAUAGCUGUGUCCUGUUCCAAUGUGUGGACAGUAGGACAAAUAAAAGUUCUCAGGGAAACUGAGGGCCACAGAAAAAACAGCCUUGAACUAUUACAAUAACCUCUGUGAUAUCUUUGACAUUUCUAACUGUAUGCCUAUUGAUGUACUUGAAACUAUAACUGCUAGUUUAUAGGUGGCAUAGUUUUCCCUCAUAAUACAAUCUUAAUGCUUUUUGGUAUCUCUGCAUUGUAACCAUUAAAUACUGAGAACAUGUGACACUCUACACAAGGGCACCAGUGAUAUGGAGUUCAAGUACAUCUAAGUUUGCAUACCUCUUGCCCUUAUAUCUAGAUCUUCAUAGUGAGGAUGGUGUUAGUACUGAUAGUGCUGAUGGUGUAAAGGAGACCUACAAGAAGAAAACUUAAUAAAAGGCUCUUACUCAAAGUGUAGACUGUGAUGGUGCUAAUGAUGUAAAGGAGACCUACAAAGAAAAAACAUAAUAAAAGGUUAUUACUGCUAUGGUGAAACCAUUUAAUAUCUUCUUUUCUGAAUUAUGGUAAGAAAAUGGCAGCCCAAAACCUGAGGCUGCACUAUAGAGACAUGGGGGAAAUUCAUAAAAAGUGACUAAUCCUUAACUUAGACUCUGCAAAUGCACCAGAUUUUUAAAAGUGUUGCAGACUGUUUAAACAUCGGAUGCACCAUGUUUAAUUUAGCUUAUUUUUUUUUUUUUGUUUUUUUUUUUGCCUAUUUGUUGGCAUACUUUUGGGGCAUUCCUUGGCACAUUUGAAGCCACGCUUCCCUAUAUGCAAAGCCACAUUUACUUUUUGCUAGGUCCUUUUCCCUGCGAGACAGAGUGCAUUUGUUCAGACAUUGCUUUUAAAACCUUCUUUUGUACCAAAAGAAACUGCAGUUUUUUGGCAAUUGUGAGGUACAAAAGAUUACCAAAAGUCUGCCAUAUUUUUCCAGUUAUUGAGUCCAAUGGAACUGAAUGGGAAAACUGCUUGUAUUGCAGACAUUGUAUUAUUUAACAGUUGUUAUUGUAGCUGUUAUUAAAAUAUGGUUAUGUAAAAUUGUUUUUGGUGCAAACCCCACCGAAUUUCUGGUGCAUUUAAAAUAAUAAAUCUUCGUCAAUGUCACACAGUUACCCGAUUGCAUUCACAAGGGGACAUGUUGUCAUAAGAACUUGCUUCAGGCAAGUUUCAUAUCUGUAUACUAAAGAGCCUUUUGUAAAUUCUCCUCUAGUAGAUCUCCUUUAAGUACUUAAUUCAAAACAACGUAUCAUGUUUAGUGCUCUCAUAAUGCCUUCACCUGUCACCAGGUAUCUACCAUAUUCAUGAACAGAUAUUGAGUUGUAUGUAACCCUCUUUAUCUCACUACCGUUCACGCACCACUGAUUCUAUAUUUUAGGUGUAAAAGAGUUACCUGGAUCACUUUACUUUUUUGUUUAACUAAGCUGCCAAAUGACGGUUAUAUUUAGCACAAGAUAAUAUAUUCAGAGAAGAGAACAAUAUAUAUAUAGAGAGAGAGAUAUAAUAUAGAUGUAUAGAUAUAUUUAUUUUAUCAUUCAAGAAUUAUAUUUGUAAGCAAUAAAGGUUACAGAUGUGGGUCAUGUUUUUCCUUUAAGAUAAAGAUGUAUGGUUUGGUGCUUGUGUCUUGUGUUUUUUCCUUUGCUGUUGUUAUUGCUGAAGAAUAUUGUGGAUGGAGCAUUUUGUACCAAUUAUUGAAACCUUGUAAUACAUAGUAAAGCUUAUGUGUUUUGUGUU